Messenger RNA from Patiria miniata (bat star), 2719 nucleotides. Its product is annotated as adenosine receptor A2b-like. Gene Ontology annotation, molecular function: G protein-coupled receptor activity. The record is from RefSeq and is a predicted model, not a curated record. NCBI's taxonomy places the organism in Eukaryota, Metazoa, Echinodermata, Asteroidea, Valvatida, Asterinidae. Bases 537 to 1439 code for a protein of 300 amino acids. Gene Ontology annotation, biological process: G protein-coupled receptor signaling pathway. Gene Ontology annotation, cellular component: membrane. The transcript has 3 exons.
CCACCUAGAGUUUGUACAGGUAGAUUAUGAAAAUAUCUUCAACAUAUCUUUUUAAUCUGAAAAAUGUGCAUUUGAAAAUGAAACAUAUGGCGCAGACGAGUUCUACCUUCUUUUUUUAAAUUUCCAAUGCAUCUGGCCUAUAAGCAUUUUGGCCUUCGAUUAUUUUUUGAAGCGCUAUGCAAAUUCAUGCAACAUGCAUGCAAUAUUGUCAUGAAUUUAUUGAUGAGAUUUCUUCGCGUGGUGUAUCGUAAUAAAGCCUACAAAGAAUUAUUUAGAAAUGCACCCUCACGUAAGCACUAAAACUCACCUACUUUGUUGGAAAUUCUGCAGUCUUGUUUCGACAACACUUAACUUCGUGAUGGUAUACGAGUCACCAUACGGUGACUGUUGAUAUUAUUCCUACACGUAAGGCCAUCACUCAGACUGACCCUUCGGACGCUAGAUAUAAGGAAGCUGUUGGAGUCUAUGUGGAAAGGAUUUUCAUGACAAUCGCAAGGAAUUCGGAUAUCAAGCUGAGAGUAUAAUAUCUGAAAGAAAUGGCUGUCGAUGUCACCCAAAUCCUGAAGUAUUCAAUGAGCACUAUCUGUGCCGUGGCCGCAAUCGAGAAUCUCCUCGCGAUUGCAGUGUUUGCUGGGACUAAAAAGCUCCGCAACAAAUACCACGUCUUCGUCUUCAACUUGGCGCUGGCUGACUUGAUCUUCUCCGUCCUUGCCGUAGUAAAUCCCUGGCGGUCAUCAAACAUUCUCGACGGACUUCUCACCGGAGCUUACAUAGUCUCAAUUUUGACUAUUCUAGCCGUUGCUAUCAAUCGUUAUCUGGCCUUGUCCCUCAUGCAACCGGCUCGCUACGAUUCACUGGUGACUGGGCGCCGUCUGAUCGGACUUUGUAUGAUUUGUUGGUGUUCAAGUUUCGUGUAUGGUUUAGUGAUGUACAAUGCUGUCCCAGAUUGGGUUUUGGAUACAGUGCACUACUUUGGAGGUUCACUGGCAGGAUACAUUGUGUGGGUUAUCACAGUGAUUGUUUAUUACCUGGCUUUCCGUAAGAUCAAACAGUAUACUCCACCUCUUGCAUCCGCGGCAGGCAUCAGUGCCAAUGCGGAGCGCGAUCAAACCCGAGUCAGGCAGACUCGUCGUUUACUGGUCAUGUUUGUUCUCAUUCUUGUGACGUCAUUCGUUUCUUGGGCUCCUGCAUUCGCGCUAAGGGUGAUUGUAUUCUUCGAUCAAUCUCUUUGGCGGGAUAGAAUCUUCUUGGCAAGUAUUUGGGGGAGUUACGUGCUGUACACUCUCUCUACUGUGAUCAAUCCGUUGAUAUACUGGUGGCGAUUGGAUGGUUUCAGAGAGGGGUUUUAUGCAAUGUUCUGUCGUUGUAAAGCAGAAACUCAAGAAAUCGAAGGUGACGUUACGACAUUCGAGAACACAGCUGCUGAGACCGGUUUGUAAAUGAUGAAAUAUAAUACCACGAACGGAGAGUCACAAUUGUAGAUCUAGGCAUAUACAGGGUGAGUCAGAAUGAUCUGGACCCAGGUUCAUAUUUUUUUUGGUAGCAAAUUGAGUAUAUUGGUUUCCUUGUCUUCCACAGGAAUUUUUAAUUUUUCAAAUUAGUGGCUGGGGUGAAGGGUUAUGCCAUUGAAGUGGCUUAUUUUGCAGUCUGCACAUGGAAUUGGUUUUUCCUUCAAGGAAUCUAGGUUUUUGUACACUUCAUUGGUCAUGAAACCGUGGUCAGCGUGUGUUCUUUGCAAGCACUUUUCUUCAGAAAUUGUACAAUGGAUAUACAUGUGUACAUGCAACUUUUACCAAUAAAUGUUCAAAAUACCAGGUUAUGGGGCCUGUAACAUAUCUCACUUGCACUUGUUUUGAUCAAUGUUAUUAUUUUUUAAUAUUUUAUUAAUUUGGGACCAGAUCAUUCCGACUCGCCUUGUAUUAAGACAUCUUUCGGUUACAACUUCCGAACAGACGUCUUUGCCGUGAUGCUUUUUUCCAUCCGUAUACCUAUAUUCAGUUUGUACUUUCUUGUCCAUCUCGAAAGGGUCAAGGGUGUUUUUUGUGUGGCAAAUUUAAAUGUAUUAACGGCAACUCAUGCCAAACUUAAUACAGUCCUUACAAGAGAUAGUUAGUAUUUCGUAAUCUUUGGUGUCUUGAUGAUCAAAGCCAUAUCGUACAUGAAGAAAAAAUACCUUUGCUUAAAAAUUCAUAAACAAAAUUUAUUCACGCAUAAAAGAUAUUACACGUAUAUGCAGUAUGUUAUUGCAUAUCAUUAGUUUGUUAUUGUAAUUAUUGAAUUAGUAUUCUAUUUGAAUAUUGUUAGUUUGUUAUUGUAAUUAUUGAAUUAGCAUGUAUAUUAUUAGUUUGUUAUUGUAAUUAUUGAAUUAGUAUUCACAUUAAUUAUUGAGUAGGAUGGUUAAAAUUCAAAUCGAUAUGUAUUGAUGUAAUUAAAUGUGGUUAUAGGUCUGCAUUUAUCAUAGUCGCGGAAUAUCAUUAGGCCGUUAUUUAAAAUAAAUGGUGAAAUGGAAGAAGACGUAUCGUAUUUUUAAGAAAAAUCCCUUCUUCCUAAGCAAUAAAUGUGACAAUAUACGUUUAAAAGUGUUAAUUUCCCCUUUUGAUAUAUACUUUCAAUAGGAAUACGAGGUCGUUUUAUAAAUUCUGAAUUGUAUUGCUAUAUCGUUCAUUCUGAAGUAUUACAAAGACAGACAUAAUGUUGGUGAAAUUACUGCAUUGGCGUA